Molecule: messenger RNA, 1446 nt
Organism: Lotus japonicus
Lineage: Eukaryota; Viridiplantae; Streptophyta; Magnoliopsida; Fabales; Fabaceae
Product: protein FAR1-RELATED SEQUENCE 5-like
Exons: 2
Coding region: 81-875 (264 amino acids)
Biological process (GO): regulation of DNA-templated transcription
Source: RefSeq, a predicted model, not a curated record
GAAUUGCGAUUGAAAAUGGAUAUGUUACGUUGAUCACAAAGUCAGAUUAUGGUGGGAAUGGAAGCAGAAAAGCUUAUGUCAUGUUGGGGUGCGAGAAGCAUGGUAAAUAUGUUCCUUAUAGAGACCCUGACCUUGUUGAAGGGACGAGAUCACAAAAGAUAGGUUGUCCUUUUAGACUAAAAGGACGACCUAGGAAAAAUGGCAUAGAUAGAGAUUGGCGGCUAAAGGUGAUGGAAGGUAUACACAACCAUGAACCAGCUAGGUCACUACUUGGGCACAAUUUUGUUGGUCGUCUAAAACCCGGAGAGAAGGAGCAAGUGGAAAAAAUGACAAGGAGUUGGGUUCCACCGAGAAAGAUGUUGUUGACUUUGAAGGAAAACAAUCCUUCAAACUUGACUACCAUAUCUCAGAUUUAUGGUGUUUGCAAGAGGUUAAGAAAAUCCCUCCGCGGGGGAUUGACAGAAAUGCAACACUUGUUGAAGAAGUUGGACGGUGACAAGUAUGUCCACUUUGAAAGACAUGAGCCUGGAUCGGAAGUCAUUAGAGAUGUAUUUUGGGCUCAUCCAAAUGCUAUCAAACUGUUCAACACAUUCCCGUAUGUAGUGAUUAUGGAUUGCACAUACAAGACAAACAAAUAUGCAAUUCCCUUGCUUGAGAUUGUUGGACUGACUUCCACAGAUAAGACAUACUCCAUAGCCUUUUGCUACAUUGUUAAUGAGGGCACAGAUGACUACGUUUGGGCACUGGAGUGUAUGAAGUCUCUAUUAGCUGAUCAAGCCAUGUUGCCUAAGGUGAUUGUUACUGACAGGGAUCUUGCCUUAUUGAGUGCUGCUAAGCAAAGCCUUCCUAACACUACACAUUUAUUAUGCUUGUGACACAUCAACAAGUGUGUUUUGGCAAAGUGCAAACUCUAUGUUGGCACAGAUGAUUUUGCUGAGUUGGUUAUGAUGAAGUGGGCAGAGGUGGUGGAUGCUGCAACAGUUGAAGAAUUUGAAGUGAAAUGGAUGCAAUUGUUUAAUAUGUGCAAGGCAAAAUACAGCAACUUUACCUCCUAUUGUUCUACUACAUGGUUGGUUCACAAGGAGAAAUUCGCCAAGGCAUGGACAAAUCAUGUGAUGCACUUUGGAACAACAACAAGUAACAGGGCUGAGGGUGCACAUGCCAGUUUGAAGAAGAUGUUACGGGAUUGCAAGGGUGACCUGGCCACUUCAUGGGAUGCGUCGCAUAGUUUGACAUGUAAUCGACAUACUGAAAUAUUAGCAUCGUUUGAGCGCAGUAUUCACAGAAUUGAUCACAUUUUCAUGUUCCCAUUUUACACAAAUAUUAGAGGAUUUGUGUCAAACAAAUGCCUGCAGCUCAUCGACGUUGAACAUAUAAGAAUGAAGUCCUACGGCGGAUGCGAUUGCUUGUUGAGAGAGACUCAUGGACUACCUUGCGGUUGUGAAC